Messenger RNA from Choloepus didactylus (southern two-toed sloth), 3340 nucleotides. Its product is annotated as protein tyrosine phosphatase type IVA 2. The transcript has a single exon. Gene Ontology annotation, cellular component: nucleus. The record is from RefSeq and is a predicted model, not a curated record. Gene Ontology annotation, molecular function: protein tyrosine phosphatase activity. Gene Ontology annotation, biological process: positive regulation of cell migration; protein dephosphorylation. NCBI's taxonomy places the organism in Eukaryota, Metazoa, Chordata, Mammalia, Pilosa, Megalonychidae. Bases 901 to 1404 code for a protein of 167 amino acids.
AGCGGCGGCCAGGCACGGCACAAGGCGACGCCACAGGACAGCGGCGGCAGCGGGGGCAGCGGCGGUAGCAGGAGACGCAGAGGCGGCCGCAGCAGCAGCACCAAGACGGACUCGUGGACACGCGCCGCCGCCGCCGCCGGGCCGGGCCGGGUGUCGCGCGCCGAGGCUGGGGGGGAGUCGUCGCCGCCACCACUACCGCCGCCGCCGCCGCCGCCGAGGUGACUGAGGAGAGAGGCUCCUCCUCGCUCCCGCCGCCGCCGGACUUCAAUGCCCAGUCCCCAGCUUGCCAGCGUUUUUCGUUGGAAUAUACGCUGCACAUUUAUGGCGAUUCUGAGCGUGAGGGCAGAGUUCUGCCAGGCUCAGCACAGCAUUUUCGCUGACAAGUGAGCUUGGAGGUUCUAUGUGCCAUAAUUAACAUUGCCUUUGAAGACUCUGGACACCGAGACUGGCCUCAGAAAUAGUUGGCUUUUUUUUUUUUUUUAAUUGCAAGCAUAUUUCUUUUAAUGACUCCAGUAAAAUUAAACGUCAAGUAAACAAAAGUGGAAAGCGAUCUGCACUUUUAACUUGACUCACUAGUGCCUAAAUGUAGUAAAGGCUGCUUACGUUUUGUAUGUAGUUGGAUCUUUUUGGAGUCUGAAGGUAUCCAUCUACAGUCAUUGAGGCCUGAGUUGAAUUUGGAUUCGAGUGGAUUCUAAAUCUUUCUACGUAUCUUGAAGAGAGAAGCUUCUUAAGGAAUAAACAAGUUGAAUAGAGAAAACACUGAUUGAUAAUAGGCAUUUUAGUGGUCUUUUUAAUGUUUUCUGCUGUGAAACAUUUCAAGAUUUAUUGAUUUUCCCUGCCCCUCUGCCCCCUUUUCCCCUCACGCUCACACAAGCACGCACACACUUUUUAUUUGCCAUAAUGAACCGCCCAGCACCUGUGGAGAUCUCCUAUGAGAACAUGCGUUUUCUGAUAACUCACAACCCUACCAAUGCUACCCUCAACAAGUUCACAGAGGAACUUAAGAAGUAUGGAGUAACAACUUUGGUUCGAGUUUGUGAUGCUACAUAUGAUAAAGCUCCAGUUGAAAAAGAAGGAAUCCAUGUUCUUGAUUGGCCAUUUGAUGAUGGAGCUCCACCUCCUAAUCAGAUAGUAGAUGAUUGGCUAAACCUAUUAAAAACUAAAUUUCGUGAAGAGCCAGGUUGCUGUGUGGCUGUGCAUUGUGUUGCAGGAUUGGGAAGAGCACCUGUGCUGGUUGCACUUGCUUUGAUCGAAUGUGGAAUGAAGUAUGAAGAUGCAGUUCAGUUUAUAAGACAAAAAAGAAGGGGAGCAUUCAAUUCCAAACAGCUGCUUUACCUGGAGAAAUACCGACCUAAGAUGCGAUUACGCUUUAGAGAUACCAAUGGGCAUUGCUGUGUUCAGUAGAAAGUAAUGUAAACGAAGGCUGACUCGAUUGUGACGUUUAGAGGGAACUCUUGGUACCUGGAAAUGUGAAUCUGGAACCGUAACUGUGUCAUCAGAGUAGUGAUGGAUUCGGUACUCCUCAACCACUCUCCUCAUGAUUGGAAAAAAGCAAACAAAAAAGAAAUCCCUCUAUAACAUGAAUAAAAUGUUUAAGAAAAGGAGACAAAAAGGGGUUAAUUCAGUGAAGGAUGAUUUUGCUCCCAGUGUUGGAAUUUGAAUUUCUGCCAGGAUUGAAUUAUUUCAAAAUCUCCUGUCUUUUUUAACUUUUUCAAAAUAGGUCUCUAUGGAAAACCUGCAGAACAUUAGCCUGUGCAGAACCAUCUGUUUGGGGAGCACACUCUUCCAUUAUGCUUGGCAUAUAGAUCUCCCUGUGGUGGAAUUCCUUUUCUUUUCUUCUUUUUUCUUUUCUUUUCUUUUUUCUUUUCUUUUCUUUCUUUUCUUUUUUCUUUUCUUUCUUUUCUUUUCUCCUUUCUUUUGUUUUCUUUUCUCCUUUCUUUUGUUUAUUUUUGAUGGGAGGUGAGAAGGGUAUAUUUUCUCUCUCUUCUCUCCUUUCCCCCACUCCAUGAUACAAGUUGUAGAAGGAAUAGGAGAAGCUCUUGUUGCUGUAGAUGUGUGUGCAGUCUGGCAGCCUUAAGCCCACCUGGGCACUUUUAGGAAUUAAAAAAAGCAGUGGCAUAUAUAUUAUAUGCCCCAGGUGGUUUUUAGUCUUUACUUAUGAUGGGGUGUUUGUGUUAGUUUCUUUUCCUGAAAAUCCUAUCCAAUGCUAGGCAAAAGUAGCCAAGAGCCUUUUUGUUUUGAUUUUUGUUUUGGUAAAUUAGUGGGGAAAUGGGAUUUAAGAGGAGUCCCUCUUUUCAGAGAACUUAGCUGAGAGAGUUAUUCUUUCCUUUUCCAAGCAAUGAAGCUAAGUAGGUAUCCUAGAAACUUGUUUUCUGAAGGGGAAGACCCCAGGCCAUCACUCAAGUUGUCCAGGCAGAGAGUUAUCAUCAUACUUUCUACACUUGUAGAAUUGUGGGCUGUAGCAUUACUCUGAUUUUCUGUCUAAUGAAGUCAGAGAAUUCUGGUAGUUUAACAUUUUGUUUUAGGACUGAUUUCUGCUCUGAAUUUUCAGGAGUGGUCAAAGGAGUAGCAGCAAAGACAAAAUUAUUUUGGACUUGAGAAAUGCCUGUGAUAGGUAUUUUCCAAAUUGCCCCCUAUAUGUACAGCUCGUUUAACCACUGAUUGCCUUGUUAUUUUCAUACUAGGUUCUUUUUUGAGAUUUAAAAAAAAAAUCGCUGGUUUAAAACCAACAAUGCCUAGUGAGUAUGUGUCCACAGGCCAUAACAGGGUAGAAGAGAAACACAGGGCCACACAACGAGUAGCAAAGGGACUGUGUUGCUUGUGAGGUGGUGUAGUAGUAUUUUUGCAGAUUCUUUGCUGGGUUCAAUGUGCUUAUCUAGACAAGCUGUUUUUCUUUAUGGGAGGCAGUUGUGACUGGGUUGCUUUGACAAAGCAAGUUGAAGGGCACCACCAGGGGCUCUUGCACUCUUUUCACCUAAAUAUUACAUAUUUAAUAAUGAUCUGCUUCUGAAGAAGGCCCUGAAUACAGGCUUAGGGUCAUCUUGUCCUGCUGGAAUUUACUGUGCAGAGCCAUAAACCUCCCAUUUUGUUAGGAUCAGCUAGGCCAGUAAGAAUGAACUGGGACCUUGUCUCAUGCUGAUGAUACCUCAGAUGUUGGCCAGCUAUGUGAACUGCCUAUUUCCUAUUGCUGGAGUUGUUUUGAGUUUUAGCUAUGUGCAAAUCUGUAGAUUCUCUCCUUCCCCACCCCUAAAAAAAAAACAAAACAAAAUAAUGCUUUCUGAAAUUGCUUCUAGGAUUUUAAAGUGAAAGAUGAUGGUACUAUCCACAAUUCUUUAUUUCA